Daphnia pulex (common water flea) is the source of this 8029-nucleotide messenger RNA. RefSeq names its product serine/threonine-protein kinase ATR-like. The record is from RefSeq and is a predicted model, not a curated record. Gene Ontology annotation, biological process: protein phosphorylation; DNA damage checkpoint signaling; telomere maintenance. The transcript has 13 exons. Gene Ontology annotation, molecular function: protein binding; protein serine/threonine kinase activity. Gene Ontology annotation, cellular component: nucleus. NCBI's taxonomy places the organism in Eukaryota, Metazoa, Arthropoda, Branchiopoda, Diplostraca, Daphniidae. The coding region runs from base 237 to 7898 and encodes 2553 amino acids.
AAUCCGCCAACGCUGAAAUGUAAGAUGGGCGCCAAAACCUCUUAAACUGGACUUUUUCUUUGAAUCCGUCUGCUAUUCACACGUGAUCGUAAUUUGCUGAUGCGGGUGAUAUGGUUGUUGUUAGCUUUAGUUUUGCGUUAGUUUCGUGGUGUGUGUCGUGGUACUUCAAGGUGCCCCGUUUCGUUAGUACUUUGUUUGCAUAGUUUCGUUAGUACUUUGUUUGCCAAGUUUACAUAAUGACAUCUUUAGCAGUAAAAGUAGAACAAAGUCAAAAGACUACAACUAUGGAAAUUCAAGAAGAAAGCUCAACAAGUGCUCACUUCAGUGCAGUUUCGGAUCACCGGAAAAUGAUGGCCUUGCCUGCUUUAAAAAUUUUAGCUGACCUAGAUCAUUCAGAAAAAAGCUUUGUCGUGUUGAUGUCUGUCAUGGACAGAUGCUGCCGUGAACCAAAUAAUCAAGGUGUUUUUCUUGGAUGUGGAAAUAAUGAAAACGAUCACAGUUUAGCUUUUGCUUACACUAAAUGGUUCCUUGGCAGAUUCGCCAUUAUAUUUACUCGGAAUUCAUACAUGAAAGCUUUUAAUCCAUUUAUUGAGCUGAAUGUUAAAAUUUUGAAUCUAUUCAGAGAUAAAGAACCUGCCCAAUUUACUGCUAUUGUUAAUGAAUAUGCCAACUUGUUGAAGGAAUUGGUAGGAAUUGUAUCAAAACAAUCCAAUGAAGAAGUCUGCAAUAGAAGCUUCAAGCUACACUCCUUCGUUCUCAAGGAACCAGUAACACUUGCAGCAGAUUGCCUUUUAAAGAUGGAUGGCUUGCAACUAAAUUCAUUAUUAGAAUGCUCCCUUCUGCAAAAUAGCAUUACCAAGAUUUUUGCUUUGUCAGCUGAUGGCAUUUUGCAAUAUAACCAUCAAUUGUGUGACAAACUUGUUUGUAUUUUAUUGGAUCAACUAAAUUAUGGAGGAGUUAGUUCAUUUAAAGCUACACUGGACUGCCUUGGGAAAAUCAUGAUUCAUAAUUAUCCAGCCAGAGUUCUUGAGGUUUUUCUAAGCUACGCAUACCGCCUAGUAAACCUAUUAAUGGAUAAAAGCAAUCCACUGUGGCUUGGAAUUAGUGAAGAUAGCUACACAGAAAUAGAAAUCGCGCUAACUGACUGUCUCAGUCGCCUAUCUAGUCUUUACGGCUUGAACAAUGUAACUAAUCACCAAUACCUGAGGCUGAUCAGUUUUAUUUUACUUCAUCAAAAAUUCCACCAACCUUCUUUACUUCCCAAUCUUUUACAAAGUAUGCUGGGCGCACUUCAGAAAUUUACAUGCCCGGAAACAAUUUCUCUUUGUAGAUUCACACCUGAUUUAUGGAUCAAGCUGCUAAAGCAUGCUAAAGUUGCCAUUCCACCCUUACUUAUCAUCUUGCAGAGUGAGAUGACGCCUGGAGACUGUCCCAUGGAAGUUGAUGAGCCACCAUCUGCUAAGAGACUAAAAAUUGAUUUUCUUCCGCCAUCGACUUCUUCUACUUUAUGGGAACAAAUUAAAAAUAGCUGGAAAGAAAUAUUGAAUCAACAAACGGCAAGUCAAUCAAUUGAGAUGACCGACGCUAUUGCUUUGGUUAGGAUCGCAAUCGUUGGAGUCAAACUGAAACUGAAAUGGCGCGAAAUGAACUCGGUCUUGGAUGAAGCCGACUUCGAAAACUUAAACGGAAAAAUUUGUGAAAUUCUUUUAACCAAUGAAAUCAACAGUGAAGAUAUGGACGCUUGGAUGGAUAUAAUUUGCGAGUAUUUGGUCUGCUGUAUCCCACUUACUUACGUCGGAAUCGAUAAGAACGUCGCUAUAGCGUGGUUUGCCCUAUCGUCUCUUCCUUGGCUCUCGGCAGUCUCUGAAUCAUGUGACCUGGAAGCCAAAUGGAUACAGGCCAGUCGAAAAUUCAAGUCUUCUUUUCUAAAGCGCCAGAGCAGUUUCGCCAGCUGCUUUGUGAAAUUCCCCGUCGCCUUUUUUAAACCUUGGGCCGUUGACAUUGGCUUGAAGAUUUUGGACAUCGAGUUUCUUCAAGCUGACGCUGAGGCACUCAUCCCUUCUCUUCCAUGGAUCGUCCGCCACAGCAAGUCGUUCCGCGAAUCAAUAACACAAUGCUUAACCACCAUUUUGGCUUCUGGUUCUAGAGAAGAGAUAAGGGAGUUAACAAAAAAUGGAGCAGACCUUGUCUGUGCUCUAUCAGGCAAGAUGAAUGUUGUUAAUAAUCCAGAAGAUGGACUGAGUUUACGGUGCACUCACAAUCUCGAAAAUCUUGCUACAUCAUUAAAAGUAAGCAUCGUUCCUGAAGAUAUGGCGCUCUUCUUCCUCGAGUUUGUCUUUGAUGAAAAUGAUAUUUCGCUACUCCACCGCGUGGAUCUUUUUCGAUCGGUUCUUUAUCAUUCUGCUCGAACCGAAGCCCUUCGUUUAUCAAUCACCAAGAAACUGCACAAAGUGGCGCAAAUUUCGGUUGAAAAAAAUUUACCAUCUCUUCAACGAGCCAUCUUAACGUGCGCAACCAUUUUGGUACAGUUUUGGAAGGAAACUGUCAUGGCAGACUGCUUUCACAUCCUCUUCAAGAUAUUGUUGCUGUCUGCCUAUACAUCCCCUGUAACGUGCUGGACUUCAUCGACGGUUAAGGAUAUUGCUUCGAAACUCAGUACUACUCCCGAAAUGCUCUUUCAGCGUCACGCCACCAUCGUUUGUGAUGCGUUGCUGAGCAAUCCUGAUUUGGAAUGGCGGAAUAACUUCCUCUCUUUGGCUCCAGAAAUUUUCAUGAGCUCAUCGCAAACUAUCUCGAAUGUCCAUCAAUGGCUCCUUCUUUUGGUACCCACCUUGAUCCCACGGCUGGUUAUAGAACGUACAAAGGCCCUCAGUCCGUUCUUUGAUGAGAUUUGCAGUCAAAUGAACAAAACUCAAACGGAAUUGAUUGUUAAAUAUUUUUCUGAUAUUUACGUCUAUAUUUUGCUCAAUUGCGAUCCCGACGAGCAGAGUACUUUUACGUCCUAUCUCGAGCGAACAACCAGACAGAAAGUGACACAACUGCGAGCACCAAAUUUCCAAUCAGUUCAUAACGAUUUGCUCAUCCAGUUGCAUUCCCAGCGCGAACGUGUUUUGAAAGCCCUCAGAAUCUUUGCUGACGAAGAUAAAUCAACAGGCUCAGCUACGUCGAGUUCCGCCGUCAAGAUCCGUGGCCAAGUCAAAAGUGUGGAAAGUAUAGGUGACUAUCUGCGGCCUCGCUUUUUGGGGAUUCUAGUUCAUUUCGACAGCGUCCUUCUCUCCAAGAUCAUCUCAGACAAGAUCAAGAUAGAAGCCUUGUCCUCUCUCUCCGAUUUACUCCAUGUAAUGGGAGCCGAAAAUAUAAUUGCUGUCCGUCUAAAAGUGUUGGCUACGUUGAGAACAGCUUUACAAUUGACCGACGAACCGUUUCCUCAGUUGAACGCUUCGGCGUGGGACGCUUUUGUGAGGAUACUUGGCGUUCAAGAGUUGGGACCAUUAGUGAGUCAAAUCGCAGUCAGUGUCCUUCCUCUCCAUUCAUCAUGUGCGGAACAGAUCCGUGCAAUCCUCUACUACAUCGUCGUAGAAAAUGCAGAAACUCUGAAAGAACACCUCAAAGAUCUUCAUUUUCUUCCUGAACUUCCGGGCCUCGAAGAUAUUGUCUAUUCAUUGAAAAAGACUUGCAUCACUAACAGCAGUAUUCCAGAACAGCUGUCUUUACUGAUGCGCAACAUAUCACAUGAAGAUUUUGACGUCCGGAUGCAGUCACUGACGCAUUUGAAGUCGAUUGUUCAGAAGAAUUUUGACAAAAUCCAACAGCUCAUUAUGGGCACUAACGACACUUCAGAGGCCGUCUUGACGCGUCUCAUUUCCGCACUUUUGAAAGGCUGCUCAGUUCGAGAAGAUGAAUUGCUGUUGCUGUAUGGCAAAUGUUUCGGUUACUUGGGAGCUGUUGAUCCGGGGCGAUUAACUUUCAGUGACCAACAUCAUGGCGAUUCUACCAGUUACACCGUGACCCUCAUCGACGAUGAUUUCACCUUUCAUCUUCUUUUUUUACUGGCUCGUUCAUUCUUAGCGCCACGUAACUCACAGACGCUAUCCAUUCUCUCCUUCACUAUUCAGCAAAUCUUGAAGAUCUACAAUUCUGAGGAUGAUUCGUCGAAACUUUUUGAAACCCCACUGUGGAAUCGACUCCCUGAACAACUCCGAGUGGCAUUUUCUCCUUUGACAAAUUCGCGUUAUGCUUUGAAACCUUCGUCGGAAUCCGUCCCAGCUCCGUUCCCUGUUUAUCGAUCUGCGAUUGGGAAAAGCUACGGAAAUUGGCUGUACAAUUGGACAGUCGAGUUGGUUAGAAAAGUAACCCACACUCUUGCACAGCAAAUUUUCAGUGCCUGCUUGCCGACUCUACGCCGGGACAUGAACAUCAAUCGUUAUCUUUUGCCGUACGUCGUCAUUACUGCACUAUGGAGCAGUCCGGGAGAGGAAAGCGCCCGUAUUCACGAAGAAAUUAUGGCUGUGUUGACAGAUCGUGGAUUACAAAGAAGCCCUCGGAGAAUGAUGAAACGGUAUUCGUCUAGUGCCAGCGCAACGGAUUUAUCUAGUCAAGGAUCAGGUCCUAAAGAUUUCGCCGAUGCCAAUCUCCAUCAAUCCAGCAUGCAAAGCAUCUUUUAUUUGCUGGAUCAUUUAAAGAAAUGGUUGAAACAGAAGCUGAAUAGUUAUCGUUCUUCCAAAAAGGAUCGUUCUCUUACACUUGAUAAAGAAUACAGAGCAGUUCAGGAACUCGUAGAUAGCAUCCCGAAUGAUUUACUCGCCCGUGCAGCUCAUCAAUGCCAAGCCUACCCUCGUGCCAUUCUUCAUUUGGAGGCGCACUUAAAAGCCAAUCCUAUUCAAUUGCGGGAUCAGUUGGGAUUCCUUCAAAAACUGUACGUUGCCAUGGACGAACCAGACGGAGUUGCAGGAGUUUGUGCUAUCCGAGAUCAAGAACCCAGCCUUGAAGAAAACAUUACCGCUUAUGAAGCAACCGGCCGUUUACAAGAUGCGUUUUCUUGCUAUGAACGUAUCAGUCAGAGAGAAGAUUGCUCUUUAGAAUUUUAUCAGGGAAUGCUGCGAUGCUUAUUAAAUUUGGAUCUCCCCCAAGGAGCAUUGACUAUGGCCAAUGGAUUGUUGCAGAAUUGUCCCGACUGGCGCCGAAAUUUGGAUGAUUACCGUUCAGAGUGUUGCUGGCGUUUGGGGCAGUGGGAUAUGCUGGAAGACGUUGUCAAGCCUUACGAUUUAACAUCGAACAAUACUGCCGCCUCCGUCGGUUGGGGCGUUGGAAUUGGUCAAGCUCUUUUGGCAACAAAGACGAACGAUCUUAAAAAAAUGGAAAAUUGUCUACGAUCAGUGCGGUUGAAGCAGAUGCGAGUGAUUAGUGCCGUCAACCUAGAACGUAACUCGUACCCAAGGGCCUACGAAAACUUUGUUAAUCUCCACAUCUUAUCCGAAAUGGAAUCCGCAGUGUCAUUACUCGAUCCUUCGUUGAUUUCAAAAGAAAACGCAUUUCGAGUACGUUUUAGCGAACUCUUGACUAAUUGGAAUCAGCGACUGGAUGGAGUUCAAGCGUCAGUGCGUUAUACGGAACCUGUUCUGAACGUUCGCCGAGUUGUUUUAAAGCUUAUAGGUCAGCAAGUGGAGGCUAAACAACCUCAAUUGAUGGAAGAAAUCGAAGCCGAAAUCGGGAAAAGUUGGCUGGUGAGUGCUCGUUUGGCUCGAAAGGCCGCUCAUUUCCAACGAGCACACAUCUUGCAACUGGUUGCUAUAACAAGCCCUUGCCCACCCUUGGCCAUCUACAUGGAACAAGCCAAGCUGCAUUGGGCUAAAGGCGAACAGGACCAGGCCAUCACCGUACUGAAACGAGGAAUUGAAAAACGUUUCCCCGACUUGCAGGCAUUGCAGAUGGAAGCUGCUAAACUCCAACCUAAUAAAUUGACCACCGACAUUCUUGAGUGCUUGAAAGCCAAACUUUUACUUGCUCGUUACUAUGAAGAGACUAGCCAUGCAGACAUGAACACCGUUAUCAAGUACUACAAGGAAGUGACGGAAAUAAGCAGAACGUGGGAAGAAGGUUUUUUCCGGUUGGCUGGUUAUUACGAUGUUCUCUACACAAGUUAUGACGGAAACAAAGAACAACAUCUUGAUAUGGCGCGUUACAUUAUCACCAAUUUGGGUCGCUCAAUGAUAUACGGAAGCCAAUUCAUCUAUCAGGCGAUGCCACGAAUGCUUUCCCUUUGGAUGGAAUUAGGAACCAUGGAAGCUGAGAAUCCCAAAGUCUUCAAGAUCGGCAACUCCAAGGCUAAGAUGACCGACGUAACAAAGGCUAUUGACAGUGCACAAGAGAAGAUCCCUGCUUACAAAUUCUUAACGGCAUUUCCCCAGUUGAUUUCACGAAUUUGUCAUCCGCAUCUAGAGGUGGCUGCUCUCCUGAAGCGAAUAAUCGCUAAAACACUUGUAGCUCACACGCAGCAAUGUAUGUGGAUGAUGAUUUCGGUGUUAAAAUCAUCGUACAGUAUCAGGGCCAAGCGUUGCCGAGAGAUCAUUGAUGUAGUGGCUUCUAGCCAAACCAGUUUAAGGAGCUUCUUCGCAGAUGCUACCAAUCUGGCUGAUAGACUCGUCGAAUUGGCCAACAAACCUGUCGAGGACGGCAUCAUGGUUUUGUCUGUGGAAAAAGCAUUCAGAUCUCUUCCUAAACUACUCAGUCAACCACAAUUCAGUAAAAUCAUGGUUCCGUUGCAGUGGAUGAUGACGGUAACAUUGCCCACAACCCCUGGAGAAAACCUGGAACACAAUCCUUUUCCUAGAGAUCCUGUCUACAUUGUUGGUGUGGAAGAUACUGUCGAGGUGAUGCACUCGUUACAAAAGCCGAAGAAAAUAUCCAUCCGUGGAUCCGAUGGGAAAUUAUACGUUUUCCUCUGUAAACCACAGGACGAUUUACGGAAAGAUUUUAGAUUAAUGGAAUUCAACCAACUAAUAAAUCGGUACUUGGUACGAGAUCCCGAUUCACGCAAGCGCAAUUUGCAUAUCCGGACUUACGGAGUAAUUCCUUUAAAUGAAGAUUGUGGUCUCAUUGAAUGGAUUCCAAAUCUGAUUGGUUUAAGAUUUGCUAUCAACCGGAUUUACAAGGAAAGGGGUUGUCUGAUGAGCAAUACUGAGUUAAGAAAGAGAACACCUCAUGUUCGAGAUACAAUUGUUCGGAAGAGAGAACUGUUUGAGAAAGAAAUCCUGCCACGGUAUCCUCCCGUGUUUAGCGAAUGGUUCCUGAGUACGUUUCCAGAUCCACAAGAUUGGUUUUCUGCCAGGCUGAGUUAUGUUCGAACUACGGCAGUCAUGUCCAUGGUGGGAUUUAUCGUUGGUUUAGGUGACCGACACGGUGAAAACAUUCUUUUUGAUGCAGUUUGUGGCGAUGCAGUCCACGUGGAUUUUAGUUGCUUAUUUAACAAAGGUCUUUCAUUUGAAUGGCCCGAGCAAGUUCCUUUCCGUCUUACUCAUAAUAUGAUAGAAGCCAUGGGAGCUACUGGAAUUGAAGGGUCAUUCAGGAAGUGCUGCGAAGUGACGCUACGUGUACUAAGACAAGAGAUUGACACUCUCCUUAGUGUGCUGAAGCCGUUUGUUCAUGAUCCACUUGUAGAAUGGUCAAAGAAAACAGUGAACAAAGGUCGUUCUGAUCUUCCUGAGAUAAAAAACGAACAGGCCAUGGAACACGUCGAGAACAUUAAAAUGAGAUUACAAGGUUAUUUACUACAACCAAAUUCCAAGAAUAAAUUGAAAUACCGUUUCUCUGUUGAAGGACAAGUAAAUCAGCUGAUUGCGGAAGCUACCAGUGUGGACAAUUUAUGCCAAAUGUAUAUCGGAUGGGCAGCCUACAUGUGAUAUGGAUUUUAUAUAUUCGAGAGCCAAUUAUUACUUGCCGUCUAUCUCAAUUUGCGAAGUAGUUCAAAUACGUUCUUAUCUUUCAUUUUCGAAUUUUUUCUUCCUCCUAAAGAAUAAAGAAAUUAAUUGUA